Molecule: messenger RNA, 827 nt
Organism: Pristis pectinata (smalltooth sawfish)
Lineage: Eukaryota; Metazoa; Chordata; Chondrichthyes; Rhinopristiformes; Pristidae
Product: ADP-ribosylation factor-like protein 6
Exons: 7
Coding region: 183-749 (188 amino acids)
Biological process (GO): intracellular protein transport; protein localization to cilium; vesicle-mediated transport
Cellular component (GO): cytoplasm; axoneme
Molecular function (GO): GTP binding; GTPase activity
Source: RefSeq, a predicted model, not a curated record
CCAGAGGAUGUUUGUCCCUGGUCUGCAGCCCUCUUAUUUUCCAUCUUAAACACAACUCCCCCCACCCAUCGCCUGCAGCACGGGCACCGACGCUGACUUUUGCAGUUGCGUCACCGUAGACAAGAGAGAGCUACGGGACCGCAACCAAACAGGGGCGUGAGUCACUACCGGCCAGGUCAGACAUGGGCUUGUUAGAUAAACUAGUUGCAUGUCUGAGGCUGCGACGCCGGGAUGUUAAUGUUCUUUGCUUGGGGCUGGACAACAGCGGGAAGAGUACUAUCAUCGAUCGCUUGAAACCUGCCGGUGCACAAGUCCAAGAGAUAACACCGACAAUUGGAUUUAAUGUAGAGAAAUUCUCCACAGUCAGCUUGUCCUUUACAGUGUUUGAUAUGUCAGGCCAGGGAAGAUACCGAUACCUCUGGGAACACUACUAUAAGGAUGCUCAUGCCAUUAUUUUUGUCAUUGACAGUGCGGAUAAACUGAGGAUCGUUGUGGCAAAAGAAGAAUUGGAAACCCUUCUCAUUCAUCCAGAUAUCAAACACAGACAAAUCCCCAUUCUUUUUUUUGCAAAUAAAAUGGAUUUGAAAGAUGUUAUGUCAUCAGGUAUGCUGACCCAGAUAUUGAGACUUUAUAACAUCCAAACGAAACCUUGGUUUCUAUGUCUCUGUAGUGCUCUGACAGGGGAGGGACUUCUAGAAGGAAUGGAAUGGCUACAAGAUCGUAUCAUUGAAGAAAUGAAAAGGAAAUGAACACCCACGUUGAGCUCGCUGAAGCCAGCAGAUGUAAUUGAAACUUAUGCAUGCCAUGAAUAAAUUCCAUCUCAUACA